UUUGAAACUUCUGUUCUGCACGCAGGGAAGCGCACCGGGAUUCGGGAAGGAGAGCCCCGGGUUUAACGGAAGAGAAUACAAGACACCGGUCCGGUCCAGUGUCGAACCGAAUUCUGGUACCAUGGACGACCUAGACGCCUUGCUGGCAGACCUGGAGUCCACGACUUCCCACAUCUCGAAGCGACCGGUGUUCCUGUCUGAAGAAACGCCCUACUCUUACCCCUCAGGACACGCCCCCCAAGAUGUUUUAAUCCCGCCCCCAGUGCCCCCGCCACCCUCUGCUGAGGCCUUGAACGGAACAGUGCUCGAACCCGCAGACUCCUAUCACCCCUCCCCACAAAGGAGUUCGUGGUCCCGGGACAGUAGCAGUCCCCCGCUGUCGCAGACAGAGGAGGAACACGUGUACAGUUUUCCAGUGAAGCUGAAAGCUGACGCUGCAGACCCCGCAGCGAUGAGCUCGUCUCUGGGCAGUAACCUGUCGGAGCUGGACCGCCUGCUGCUGGAGCUCAGCUCCGUUCAGCACAGCACGCCCUCAUUCGCCACUGAGGAGACGGCCCCACCUCCGCCAUCUAGCAGUACCACUCACUAUGUUCAGGAGAAUGGCGUCUCUGCUACAGCCAAGGCUCCCCCUGCCCCCAAGGAGAAGGCCAACCGCAGUGGCGGCCGUGGCAUUGAGGACGUGCGGCCCAGUGUGGAAAGCCUAUUGGACGAGUUGGAGAGCUCUGUGCCCAAUCCCACCCCUGCCCCCUCGGUGAUCCCUGGUGAGUUGACGGACGGGCAGGAGGAAACACCCAGCCAGCAGCAGGCCCGAAUCUCAGCCUCCUCUGCCACACGAGAACUGGAUGAGCUCAUGGCCUCCCUGUCUGACUUCAAGAUCAUGUCCCAGGGGAAGGCUGCAGCACCCCCACCAGGUCCCUCCAAUCAGGGAAACAAACUAGACUCCAUGCUGGGCAGCCUGCAGUCUGACCUCAACAGGCUGGGGGUGCAGACAGUGGCCAAGGGGGUGUGUGGAGCCUGCAGGAAGCCCAUUGUUGGACAGGUGGUGACUGCGAUGGGGCGCACCUGGCAUCCGGAGCACUUUGUGUGCACCCACUGCCAGGAGGAGAUAGGGUCCCGUAACUUCUUUGAGCGCGACGGGCAGCCCUUCUGUGAGAAGGACUACCACAACCUGUUCUCCCCACGCUGCCACUACUGCAACGGGCCAAUCUUGGACAAAGUGGUGACGGCGCUGGACAGGACUUGGCACCCGGAGCAUUUUUUCUGUGCUCAGUGUGGCACAUUCUUCGGCCCAGAGGGUUUCCACGAGAAAGACGGGAAGGCGUUCUGUCGAAAGGAUUACUUCGACAUGUUUGCGCCCAAGUGUGGUGGCUGUGCUCGUGCCAUCCUGGAGAACUACAUCUCUGCCCUCAACUCUCUGUGGCACCCUGAGUGCUUCGUCUGCAGGGAGUGCUUCACCCCCUUCAUAAACGGCAGUUUCUUUGAGCACGAAGGGCAGCCUUACUGUGAGGCUCACUACCACGAGCGGCGCGGCUCCCUCUGCUCCGGCUGCCAGAAGCCCAUCACCGGCCGCUGCAUCACUGCCAUGGGCAAGAAGUUCCACCCCGAGCACUUUGUCUGCGCCUUCUGCCUUAAGCAGCUCAACAAGGGCACCUUCAAGGAGCAGAACGACAAGCCCUACUGCCAGAGCUGCUUUGUCAAACUCUUCAGCUAGGGCAAGAGCAAGGGACGGAGUGUGUGUGAGAGAGAGUGUGUGUGUGCGUGCGUGUGAGCAUGCGAGUGUGUGAGAAGUGGGGUGGGAGACAGGAUGACUUUUAUUGUGUUUGAUGGAAAGGGUUGAGAGUCACUACCCUAGGAGUAAAUUGGAGUGGCUCUUUUUGUUAUUUUUGUGGAAUGCAAUUAUUUUGUGAAUGAGGGUGCACCAGCACCCCCUACUGGCUGCCACAUGUUACAAGGGGAACCUUGGGCUUGCUGCAGAUGAGGGUUAGGUAUUUACAGGAUGUUAAAGAAAAGCAGGAUUUUAGGCUUGGAGAGGUUUGUUUUUUGUUUUCUCUUUGGUAAUGGGAAAGUGAGAGGUUUUCUCUGUGGAAGACAGGAGAAUUUACACUGGUCAUUGGUUUAGCACAGUGUUUUUAAAGCCUUUGUCCUCUGCAAUGCAAAAUGAUGCAGUCACAGUUACCCUGGAAAAUGUGGAUCUUCCUCUAGGCAUUUGAGGGAGUCUUCAGGAGAGGACUGGAGUGAUGUAAGAUUUGAUGGAUUUGGAAUAGACUGAUGCUGUAUGAGGACAAUUACUGUACUUGCGAACUUAUAACUAAACUGAGCUAUCUCACACACACACGCACACACACUCUCUCUCUUUUGACACUGUAUACAGAACCUCUUUCUCUUUCUCCCUAUAACGGAAGACUCAAAUCUUGGUGCAUGUUCAAGUCUAACCUCAGCUUUCUAUCUCACACUCUCUCUCGUAUGAACAUCACUAGGUGCAUUUUACAGCUUGGUAUGAUCAAUAUAUCAGGAUAAUAUUUUUGUACACCUUUUCCUAUGGAAAUUAUUGAAAUUUUCAGGUUUAAGGAAUGCCUAGAUAGAACUAAACACACUUUUUCUCAUUCUGUCACUUUACAAACUUUUUAUAUAUGGUAUAUAUAGUGUAUAUCCUUUCUCUCGCUUUCUCUCUGUCACUCACACACAGGUACAAAGACUUCUGCUGUCACUCUUUAUUAGUUUUUCCAAAGUCCUCUGAAUUCUCUCUGAGUAAGACGUCGUGUUCAGCCAAUGAACAGCACUGCUGUACUCCUGUUCACAUCACUCCAGACUACUCCACAGGCAUAGUGUGAGUAGUGUGCAGGUGUACUGGGCACGUGUUGGCUAGUAGACUGGCAUCCACACUCGCACACCUGCCCUGUCACUCACAGGCUGGUAUUUCAGAGAGGAGUGGGCCAAAGAAAGGAUUUUGGGUCUUCUAAGGGAGCGGAAAUUAAAAUGACAAAGUACUUCAGAUUUUUUUCUUCAGUUGAGGGAGAGGGGACUGUGUUGUAGGAGAUGUCCCCUCGUGAUAGCUUUUAGUUCUUGUAGUGUUCUUUUGGUGUCAGUGGCAAACGGCAAUAACCUGCUGUCAAAUAUUAACUAUGCUGCAAGACCCUUAAAACGUGUCUCCUUAAGUUUGUGUGUCUGUUUGUCUUGAAUUUUACUAUGGAAACCUUAAAUAUGCUUGGAAUUCUAUUGUGUAUACAUGUAUGCAUACAAAUACAGUUUGUAUUUUAACAUUUUUAACAAAGAACCACUCUAGAGAGUUUAUAUUGAUGAUGAACUGAUGUGAAUUGGAAUCUCAAUUGUUGGUACAGAAGGUUGAAAUAAUGACCUUCUGGAACAACCUGUUGCCAUGGAAAUGCCUGUGACAUCACUGUACAGCAUUUCUCUGUCUUAUCUCCUAGGCAACAGGUUAAAUACUGGAUCAUUCUCAAAACUGCUGUUUUUGCUGAGAACGUUUUUUUCUUAGUAUUAUGAGUUAUUUUGCCAAAUGUUUGCUGUAUUAAUGUCUGUUGGGUUCAUUUGCAAAUAUUUUAACUUUAGUUUGCUUGUCUUAAAAUUCAUGGGCUGUAUUCAUGCAGAUCGUUUUACAUGUUGAAAAGGUAGAUAUUGCUGGCAAGAAUUUUAUUCUAAUUGAUUUUUUUUUAAUAGAAUAGACUAAGAGGCAACAAGACUAUAAGUAUUACAAAUACUGCUCCUUAUCUCAUGUAGCUCAGUAAUACAGAUAUGACAUCCUUAUAGCUGUCAAACUCACAUCAGUACGAACAAGGAAAUUGGACUUAUGCUACUCUACACGCUAACAUGCACACAAAUGCACACACAGGCUGCUGGGGAAUGACCCCCAAGAAUUGAGGGAGGGGGUGAUAGAAAAAAAAAGCUCCAGCAGGAAAUAAAGGUAAAGUAAUAUAUUUUAAUAAGGCAAUAAUUGAGCCACAGUCCUCUAUUUUCAUUAUUCACUGUUUAUUUCUUACAGUUACCAUUUUUGUAUGGUAUGUUGCUUAGCUGAAUCAUUGAAACUGAUAUUUUAAAUGUUUUGCUUCCAUUUGAGGCAAUUUGCUCUGAUUUCUAUUAGAUAAAGGAAAUUUGGUGCUGUAAAUAGCAGUUUCAUUUUAUUUUCAUUAAAUUAAAAAAGAAAAACUCAGUGCUUGUGCCAAAUGUUCAAUGCAAUGUAUCACACUGUGUACUGAGCUGGGUUACCCUCUUCCUGCUGCAAAAUGAUUGGUCUAGCCAUUAUGAUGUCAUAAAAGGAAAGCAGGGCCCUGGCUGUUGACUUGGGUUUUCAUUGGUCCUUUUCUGCAUCCACUGGAAGAAUGUGUAGGUGUGUCACUUCAGGGUGGGCAGCAACUUUCACAGUCGUGUCACAGAUUUAACACAUACGGUGCUUAGGGUAUUCCUGCUACGUUGACUCAGUGUUGUAAUGUUAUCAUAAUGGUACAAUAGCAGUCUUUGGGCUUGUACUCUUUCUUAAUACUUGAUGUGUAACCAGUACUUCUCCUGACCUGAUUCAGCCUUUAUUUGGUGAAUCCAGUAAGUGCGGUCAGUUUGGCUCGGACACCCGGGUACCAGACGCAGGGAGGGGCACAGGGUGUAGCGCUCCAUACAGACCCAGGGAGGGGCACAGUGUAUAGCGCUCCAUACAGACACAGGGUGGAGCUGUGAAUGUAGCUCUUCAUACAGACAUAGGGAGGGACUGUGUGUGUCGCUCUCCAUACAGACACAGGGAGGGGCACAGUGUGUAACGCUCCAUACAGACACAGGGAGGAGCUGUGAAUGUAGCUCUUCGUACAGACACUGGGAGGGGCUGUGUGUGUUGCUCUCUGUACAGACACAGUAGAACACAUUUUCAGCCAUUGUCACUCCAGAACUCAGCUCACAGAACAUGGGCAAUGAACUAAGAAAGGCAUACCUGUGGGUAUUGUAUGGAGGGGGUUGAAAGUGUGGGCAGGGUGGACUUAGAGGAGAGGUCAGAUUUUAGGAUUUUAGGAAUGGAGAAGGUGGGUUAAGAGAUGUGGUCAGGAUAGAGCUGAAGGAGUUUUCAGGUAAAUAUAUGGGGAAGGUAGGAGUUGCCCCUGUCAAAAAGUGACUGAGAGUCACACACACACAUCCCUCCACCAAUGUGACCCUCUCCCCAGGUCAGUGUGACACUGAUUGGGGAUGUAAAGGGGUAACUGUUUGGAUUUCCAGUCCUGUGCCUUGUUUCAGACUUUUGACCCCUUCCAGGGUCUGCUGACACCCCCACUCCUUCCCCUCCCUGCUCUCUGUGGAAUGGAUGGAUGUCACUUUGGCCUGCUUUCUUUCAAUCAAGGUUUACAUUAAAAUCAUAUCAAAUUUACUGACCUUCCUUUAAACAAAGGGAAAUUUAAAAAUACUUUUUGAA
Megalops cyprinoides (Indo-Pacific tarpon) is the source of this 5401-nucleotide messenger RNA. Its product is annotated as paxillin-like. The transcript has 11 exons. Lineage: Eukaryota; Metazoa; Chordata; Actinopteri; Elopiformes; Megalopidae. The record is from RefSeq and is a predicted model, not a curated record. Gene Ontology annotation, biological process: transforming growth factor beta receptor signaling pathway; endothelial cell migration; substrate adhesion-dependent cell spreading. Bases 122 to 1711 code for a protein of 529 amino acids.